AUUAUUCAAUUUCAAGUUUCAACGCUAGACGCUUCGAAUUGUAUAAAUGUAGCGGCAAAUUGAAUUUUAAUAUUUAUAACAAACUUUAUAGAAAAAAACUCACCUAAAAUAAUUCCAUAGUUCAACCCUUCUAAGAUUUUCGCAGCUAUGAAUAAAAUCGUGAUAUUCGGUGCCACCGGCGUCACCGGUCUAUGUGCAGUGCAAGCUGCACUCGCUAAAGGCCUCGAAGUGCGCGCCUUCGUCCGGGACCCCUCGAAGCUGCCGGACGAGAUCAAGUCCAAAGUCGAAGUGUUCAAAGGCGACGUCCUAGAGCCGGACUCGGUGAACUAUGCCGUGGAGGGCACAGACGGGGUGGUCAUUGCGCUCGGCACGAGUGGCAACCUGGACCCGACCUCAGAUCUGUCGGAGGGAACAAGGAACAUCCUGGACUCCAUGAAGUCGAAGCGCGUCAACACCGUCGCGGCCUGCACGUCGGCCUUCCUCUUCUAUGAGCCAGAUAAGGUGCCUCCCAGGUUCAUACCGAUCACGAAAGACCACCAGAGGAUGGCCGAAGCCAUCAAGGAGACCGGCUUCAACUAUGUGCUCGUGUACCCGCCGCACAUUUCUGAUGACCCCAGCCGGGACAUUAUCGUGGAGGUGAACCCCGAGAAGUCCCCGGGCCGCUCCAUCUCCAAGCACGACCUGGGCAAGUUCCUGGUGGACGCGCUCUCCGAGCCCAAAUACUACAAGAAAGUGAUAGGCCUCUGUAAUGUGCCGCAGCAGUAGAGUUCAGUUGAGUAGUGAGCAUGAGCCUGUAGACAGAGGAAUCGUAAGCAUCAAACGUCUUUACUGAAGCUUUCAAAAUUUUCGAUAGCAUUACUAUGUCUACAGAAA
Molecule: messenger RNA, 873 nt
Organism: Aricia agestis (brown argus)
Lineage: Eukaryota; Metazoa; Arthropoda; Insecta; Lepidoptera; Lycaenidae
Product: flavin reductase (NADPH)
Exons: 4
Coding region: 148-765 (205 amino acids)
Source: RefSeq, a predicted model, not a curated record